AUGUCCGAGAUCUUUGGAGAUGUGCGAUUGGAAAUCCGAGAUGGUAUCGGAGUGCUGACACUUUUAGGAACUGAAGGGGUGUGGCCUUGGGGCACCUGCCGCCAAGAACAUCGCUGGAACCCCGAGAUGGUGUCCAACAUUGGCCACGCACUGGACAUCGUCGAAGCUCAUGCGGAGGUGAUGGUGAUGACAAAUGAAGGAAAGUAUUGGUCAAAUGGAAUGGACCUUCGCUACCUGGACAGCUGUUCUGGCAAGGCAUCCCAGCAGCUCCAAAAGGACACCAAUGAGCUCAUGGCCAGGAUAUGCUGCUUUCCGCUGCCAACAGUGGCCGCCUUUCGAGGACACUGGUGUGCCGCCGGUGCUAUGAUGGGUUUGGCCUUCGACUACCGCGUUAUGUCGAGCGAUGUGGGAUUCUUCUUCAUUCCUGGCGUGGACUUGGGAUUAAUUUAUGCUCCAAUGCAGACUGCGUUGAUGAAGGCAAAGUUACCUCAGAGUCUGCACCGCGAUGUCAUUCUUUUCAAUUCCAGGCGCUGGACUGCAAAGGACUUGUUGGCUGCUGGUGCCAUUGAUGCCGCAGAGCCUUUGCAAGCAGUGCUGCACAAGGCCUUGCAAUUGGCCACAGCUUUGCGGUCGAAAGGCCAAGGCCCUCCGCGGAAAGCGCUGCAGGGCUUAAAGCAGGGCCUCUACCACGAGGUGCUUGAGGCCCUCUCGGCCGGGGCGAUGAGCUUUCCUGGGCGCGUGUCGGGUGUGGAGAAGGCAGCGCCCAAGCUUUGA
Durusdinium trenchii is the source of this 774-nucleotide messenger RNA. NCBI's taxonomy places the organism in Eukaryota, Dinophyceae, Suessiales, Symbiodiniaceae. The record is from the annotation of a GenBank genome assembly.